Molecule: messenger RNA, 1252 nt
Organism: Triticum aestivum (bread wheat)
Lineage: Eukaryota; Viridiplantae; Streptophyta; Magnoliopsida; Poales; Poaceae
Exons: 2
Coding region: 41-709 (222 amino acids)
Source: RefSeq, a predicted model, not a curated record
GUUGGCAGCUGAGAGUGGCUUUGGUUGGGACCGUAUCGGAAUGAAAGUUGUUGCCCCAGAUGCCGUUUGGGAAUCAUUUGCGGAGCGUCGUAACACGGAUGCACUCAUAUGGAGAGACAAACACUUUCCAUAUUAUGAUGAUUUAUUUGCAUUGUAUGAAGGACGGUAUGCUGAAGGAAGGAAUAGGCGUGGCAUGGACUAUUAUGCAGAUAGGGAUAAAGAACCAUCACAAACCAAAUUUGCAGAAUCACAAGGGACCAAUGAUUAUGAUGGAUCACCCUCACCUAAUAUAAAUGCUGCUGAUUUUCCCAUUGAAGAAGAAGGUGAGAAAGACACUUCUGAUUUUCCCCAGCAGCAAUGCCCAUCAAGGCGCUCCACACAAAUGAAUUCUCAGUUUGUGAAAACACCGGAAAUGUGUGGAGCAAGACCCACAAAGAGGCAGAAAAAUAGUGAUUUUCAAGAGAAGUACUUGAAGCUCAAGAAAGAAGAAAUUGAACGGUUUGCAGCUAUUGAGGAGAAGAAGCUUGAGGAUCCCUAUAGCAUCAGUAGGUGUGUCACAACACUUGAACGUCUACCUGGUCUACAAAUGGCUGAUAUGGUGAUGGCUGCUGAUAUCUUCAAAAGCAAGGAGAAUAGAGAGCUUUUCCUAUCAUUUUCUACGGAUGAACCAAGGUUAGCCUGGCUCAAAAGGCAGAUUGGGCAUAUCUAAACAUAUUACUUGCAGGCUGCUAGGUAGUAUUUUGGCAUAGCACUUAAGAUGCGUGGAGUCUUUUGUUGGACGCAAACAAAGUGUGUGGCUAGCUAGGUUGUAUUUUGGUAGAAUUACUUGAAGUAGAAAGCUGAACUAGGGAGUAGAAGUACGUGGCUGGGUAAUAUUUUGGUAGAACUACUUGCUGUAGAAAAUGAAAGAGCAAGCAUGUAGUAGUUGCAGAAAACGAACAUGGCAUCUAGUACUUUGCUUUAAUGAAUAUUACAAUUUCGACAUGCCAUAAUCUUGGUUUGCAGUACAUUUUUUUGCCAUACAUUUGUUUGCGGUACACGUUACAAUGCAUAUAUCAAGCUCUUCUUGCAAUAUAGUCCUCCCACAGUUUAUCUGCUAUAUAAUCCCGUAGGUGGUUUCCUGCUUCUCUUGUGUUAUUGAAUGCUCCAACAUCACUAGUGUAGUUUUCAUCUCCCGUGGGCACGUCCACAAUUAGAUGUGGGUCAAUAUCUGGAGUGUCAUUGUUGAGCCAUGAGACAUCUCCAUCAUGAA